Molecule: messenger RNA, 1092 nt
Organism: Penicillium samsonianum
Lineage: Eukaryota; Fungi; Ascomycota; Eurotiomycetes; Eurotiales; Aspergillaceae
Exons: 2
Coding region: 1-1092 (363 amino acids)
Source: RefSeq, a predicted model, not a curated record
AUGGUGACAUCGAUGGCCUGCGGCAGUUAUUCAGGUCCGGGGGGCUUCGCCUUACGAUCGAAACCAAAAAGGUCAAUCAUUGGUUCAUGUAAGAAAAUUAUUCACUUCGACUUUUUCGUGGAGUUUCUACUCGAUCAAGGAGCAGACUUUUACACCGCCGAUGAUUUCAACUCAAGACCCGUUGAUAUUGUAGGUUUUGGGGUAGAAUCCCACACCAAAGACUCGGAACCCUUGUUGCCAUUAGUACGUCUUCUUAUCCGACACCUUGACUAUGUCGUAUACGACACGCUAGACGACCUUCUAUUUGGAAUACUUUGGAAGUUCGAUGGCACAGCGGAAGAAUUUCUCUUCCUGCAACAAGCAUUUUUCCCAUCAUUCUAUGAGCUACCAGAAUGGGACCGAAUCCACUUUGCCAUACGUGAAAUGAAUUUGCACGAUGAUCCUCUCUACAAUGCACCCAAGGUUGUGCGGACCAUCCUCAAUGGAAUUCCGCUCACGAUGACAACACUGGAACUCGAAUUUCCCGAAUACCAUUGUGGGAUAAUUGAAACAUUCACUUUACCACUAUGCAUUGCACUUCGGAUUGGUGCUAGCCAGGCUGCGUUGCAACAAUUAGGCACACUAAAGUCAAAAUGGCAAGAGUUAUAUGAGUCAUGGUUCGGUUUGUUUCGUGAAUUUGUGGAGAAUGGCGUUGACAUACAUCAAACUGUCGGUGGGUGGACUCCUUUUCUUGCAUUCUGGGCUGGGUAUUUUCGUCCUUGGUUCAGCAUAGGAACGACGGUCGAGUGCAAUGCGGCUAUCCGAUCGUGGUUGAGAGAUCUACAGGAUGUUGGCGUGGACUUGAGGGACUUUGGUGAAGCAGAAGAAAGAAUAUUCAAAGACUUGGGCGGAGUAAGGCGACUCGACUCGUUCGUCGCCGAUUCUAUAGGCUCUGUACAGUUGAUUGGAUUCUCACAUGGCAUUUCGCCGGAGGACUGGGGUGUGUGGAUAUCGGAACCUACUGAUGAGUUUGUCGGGGAUUUUUGGGCGAUGAUUGAGCGGCGGAUGGAAAUGCCAGGUGGAUGGAUGGAUGAGGUACAUUUGUUUUUGUAG